AUGAUCCUAAAACGACUGCUGGGUAGCACUACCUCCCUCCUCGCUGCCCUCAGCCUACUUGCCGUUCCCUCUCUAGUGCUCGCGAAGAAGGACGGCCCCGAGAUAUCCAAGACCAAGUUCGACACUGAGUUACAGGACAUCUUCUACUUCGACGAUUCCAAUAUUAUACUUGGCCACGAUCCAGACCUAGGCAAUGCCUGGCGCAGUGAUGAUGCCGGCGCAACCUGGUCCUUGAUCAAGGACGCUGAAGGAGAGGCUCUCGCUGUCUACCCUCAUCCAUGGAACAAUCAACGUGCUUACAUACUGGGCACCGAUAGAGACCAUUGGGUGACUACAAACCAGGGCAAGAGCUGGUCGAGAUGGAACAGUGGCCACCAAUUCGCCAUGAUAGCCAAUGGCAGGCCUUUCAGCUUUCAUGCCCGCGAUCCCAAAAAGGUCAUCUGGAACGGUCAAGAUUGUUCACCUGGUUUCCUAGGAGGCUGCAGUACUUUGAGCUACUACACCGACGACGAUUUUGCGCAUGCGAAUACUUUAACAAAAGGUGUCCCAGGAGGCUGCGUCUGGGCUGUCCAGACACCCAUGUUUGGAGAAGCAUUCGCCGAAGAAAUCGACAACAGAGUAUAUUGCAUCAGAUCUGGGCCCAAAAGCAUAUUUGGUAGUGACUAUAGACUGACGGGCAGUGAUGAUUUCUUUAAGAGUGGCGAAGGGGUAGAACCUGCUAUCAAUACCGGCCGUGCUGUUAGUGGUGUUCUCAGUGUAGCUGCAGUCAAGAACUACAUGGUUGUAGCAGCGAAGGGCGAGAAUACAGAUGAGCUUGCUCUCUUCGUGACAGAUGAUACCAUCACCUGGCAUAGGGCCGAAUUCGGACAACACAGAAUCACAGAGGAGGCAUAUACUAUUCUAGAGAGCACAAAUUACAGCAUGCAGGUCGACGUCCUAGGCUCGAGGUCUAUCAACCCCAUGGGUUACCUCUUCUCCUCCAACUCGAACGGUACCUAUUUUACCCGAAUCAUCGACUACACGAAUCGAAACAUAUGGGGUAACGUGGAUUUUGAAAAGGUGGCCGAUAUACAGGGUAUCUAUCUGGUCAAUACUGUCAAGAAUUGGGAAGAUGUCAAAGGUGCUCUGAAUGGCGAGAAACAGGUCGUUACACAAAUUACCUUCGAUGAUGGAAGGACCUUCCAGGAUCUCACCAUAGACGGUGAUCGUUUACACUUACACUCUGUCACAGAAGCUCGUAUAGGUGGCCGCAUCUUUUCUAGCCCAGCCCCUGGCAUUGUUAUGGGUGUGGGAAAUACUGGCAAACAGCUCAAAUCAUGGGAAGAGGGAGAUUUAUAUGUUUCCGACGACGCUGGAAUAACCUGGAGACGUGCAUUGAAAGGUCCUCAUCUCUACGAGUUUGGCAAUUCAGGUGCAAUUCUAGUGGCGAUUGAGAGUGGAGAUUCAACUAGCGUCAUUCAGUACUCACUUGACCACGGUAGAACCUGGCACAAGGCAGACUUGGACAAGAAGAUACGCGCUAGCUUCAUUACCACAGUACCAGACUCAACCACCCUGAGCUUCGUGGUUGGUGGUGCACAUGGUUCAGGUUUCGAUGAGGAAUUCUAUCUGAUCAAGGUCGACUUUGCAGGCUUACACGAAAGGACCUGUGGAAAAGGUGAUUUCGAGGAGAAAUGGCCUGCUCGAGUCGAUGAAAAGGGCAACCCUAGCUGUAUCAUGGGUCACAAGCAGUUCUAUCGCAGGCGAAAAGCUGAGGCAGAUUGCGUUAUAGAUGAUGACUUUAAGGAUCCUGAGAUCACCUUCGAGCCGUGCGAGUGCACAAAAGCAGAUUUUGAAUGUGAUUUCAACUUCGAAAGGUCUGAGGACCGUCAAGAAUGCAAGCCUGUGGAAGUACUGCCUGUGCCGGAGGGCGUCUGCAAGAAUCCUGGCGACACUUUCCUUGGCAGUUCUGGUUGGCGAAAAAUACCCGGCAAUGCCUGCAAAGGUGGCAUCGACAUGGCCAAGGAGGUUGAGAGACCUUGCGCGGACACUAUUGGAAAGCCAGCGACUGGAGAAGUAUCGUCAGAAAAGACACUCUUCAAUGCAGCUGGCUUCAGUCAGUGGUUCUACCUCGAAAGAGAGAGCACUUCGCACGGUAACGAUGAGACAAUCAUCAUGCUCACUACCGAGCAGGAUAUCUAUCUCACCAAGGACCAUGGCAAGACCUGGGCCCCAAUCCUGCAAGACGAGUCAAUUGUCGCGAUCAUGCCUAACCCGAAAUUCCAUGAUGCUGUCUACUUUUUGACAGACUCCAGCAAGGUAUUCUAUACCGUUGAUCGAGGUGAAAGAUUCGACUCGUUCAAAGUGCCAAAACCACCAAGCAACAACAAGCUGCCUGUACUGAAAUUUCAUCCAGAUUACAAAGACUGGCUCUUGUGGUCGGGACUGGAGAACACGCAAGACCGAACAAAUAUCUACUACAGCACCGAUAGAGGCGACAACUGGAAGACCCUUGUUCGAGGCGCGCGGAAGUGUGACUACAUCCAUCGUGCUGAUAAAGACCAACUUAUCUUUUGUGAGCGUUAUCAAAAAGAGGAUCCAGAAACUGACGUCCUCGAACUGCUUUCAUCUGAUAAUUUCUUCGCAAAGGAAGAACUCAUCUACAACAAUAUCCUCGACUUUGCGACCAUGAAUGAAUUUAUCAUCGUGGCUCAAAAAACAGAAGACGGCCGUGAUCUUCAUGUUGAUACUAGCGUGGACGGUCAGACUUUCGCAGCAGCCAAUUUCCCACGUAACUUCGCGGUCAAGCACCAGCAGGCCUAUACCGUCAUGGACAGCAGUACUCAUGCAGUGUUUUUGCACGUUACAGUCAAUCCUUCACAAGGCCAAGAGUACGGAACAAUUAUCAAAUCCAAUAGCAAUGGCACAAACUAUGUCAAGGUCAUGGAUAACGUAAAUCGAGAUACGCCAGGAUAUGUCGACUUCGAAAAGAUGCCAGGUCUGGAAGGUGUUGCUAUGAUCAACGUCGUUGCCAAUGUGGAAGGUGUGAAUGAUGGGAACAAGAAAAAUCUGAAGUCAAUGAUAUCUCACAAUGACGGAUCUGACUGGUCUCUCCUACCACCACCCAGGAAAGACGCUAAUGGUGGUGACUACAAGUGUGUCAAGGAGGAUCAGAAAGCAACAGCUGACUGCUCAUUGCAUGUUCACAGCUAUACUGAACGAAGAGACAAGUCCGCCACUUUCGGCUCACCCACUUCUGUUGGCAUAAUGAUGGCUGUUGGCAACGUAGGAUCUCAACUCGAUAGAAAAGAUGGUGAGACAACAGACACUUUCAUUACCAGUGAUGCUGGUAUCACAUGGAAGUCUGUUCGAAAGGGCUCUUUUAUGUGGGAAUAUGGUGAUCAAGGUAGCAUUAUUGUCAUCGUGGCCGAAGAACGAGCGACGCGAUCUGUUUUCUACUCACUCGACGAGGGUGAUAGCUGGGAAGAAUAUGUGUUCAGUCCCGACGUUGAUAUGGAAAUCAGCUAUAUCACCACCGUACCGAGCGAUAACUCGAGGAAUUUCCUCCUCUGGGGUCGCGAGGUCGGUUCAGGCAACAAGCCCGGUGUGAUGACGGUCAAUCUAGAUUUCUCAGAACUUGAAGAACGACAUCGCCAAUGUGUCCUUGACGAAGAGGAUCCAGCGAAUUCGAAAGACUAUUACCUAUGGGAGCCACGCCAUCCUUUCCAGAACGAGAACUGCCUCUUCGGACAUGUCGCACAAUACCAUCGCAAGAAGAAGGAUGCACAAUGUUAUAACGGGGUCAGGCUGGAGGAAGGUCCGCACGUCAUCGUACGCAAUUGUACAUGCUCAAGACAAGACUACGAGUGCGACUAUAACUACCAACGCCUCGGCGAUGGUACAUGCGAAUUAGUACCUGGAUACGAGCCGCCAGAUCACAAGCAGGUCUGUGAAAAUAAAGGUGCGAGGGUCUGGUGGGAGCCGACCGGAUACAGAAAGAUUCCUCUGAGCACAUGCGAAGGCGGACAAGAACUCGACAAGAUCGUUGAGCAGCCAUGUCCCGGCUUCGAGGAUGAAUUCGCCAAGAAGCAUGGUCUCAGCGGUAUAGCUAUAUUCUUCAUCUUGAUCGUCUCCCUUGCUGGCGCCGGUGGUAUCGGCUAUUGGGUCUGGGACCAAUACAACAAGCGAGGCGGCCUAUCUGGCAUGGGCUUCGGUCAGAUCCACCUCGGCGAAUCACUCAGCAACGUCGCAGGUGGUCCAGGUAGGAGUUCAGGAGAAUCGCCUCUCGUGACGAUUCCUGUCGCCAUCAUUGCCGCUGUCGUUGCCGUGGCGAAGACACUGCCUUUGCUCGCGACUAGCUUGUUCCGAAGUGCGAAGGGUUAUAUGCCUGUUGGAGGCGGGAGUCGCGGUACUUCGACGGGUCCGUACAGGAGUAGAGAUGCCUUUGCGAAUAGGCGGCAGGACUACUCUGAUCCGGCUUUUGUGGAGGAUGAUGAGCUGCUUGGAGAUGAUGAUGAAGAGGUAUAG
Messenger RNA from Lithohypha guttulata, 4506 nucleotides. RefSeq names its product vacuolar protein sorting/targeting protein PEP1 (gene VPS10). Bases 1 to 4506 code for a protein of 1501 amino acids. The record is from RefSeq and is a predicted model, not a curated record. Lineage: Eukaryota; Fungi; Ascomycota; Eurotiomycetes; Chaetothyriales; Trichomeriaceae. Gene Ontology annotation, cellular component: membrane; Golgi apparatus. Gene Ontology annotation, molecular function: protein binding. The transcript has a single exon. Gene Ontology annotation, biological process: Golgi to vacuole transport; protein targeting to vacuole; Golgi to endosome transport.